AUGGAAUCCAUCGCCGCACCCCCCGACACAACAACUUUCAUCCCCCUCGCCGAACACCAAUCCCGCACCCCAAGCUCCUUCCACUCCGGUCCGCCAAUCCUCUACUCCCACCACCACAACUGCAAACUCGUGCUCCUGGAGCGCGAAGCCCUCGCAGUCCCAGCACUAGGUGCUCUGCGCGAAGCCUCCACCGCAAAUGGCACCACUGAAGAAGAGGGAGACAAGGAGAUCGUUAUUUCCGGUGUGAACGUGUGGGUUACGUCUGAAAAAUUCCUCCUCCACAACCCCACAACCAACACCGGCCUCUCAAUCCCCUACCCCUCCAUCUCCCUCCACGCCAUCCAGCGCCUCCAGCUCCCCAGCUCCGAAGACCAAGUGCAAGGCCUGUACAUGCAAAUCGCCAACCCGACUACCUCCUCCUACUCCUCCGCCGACGACGAAGAAGACGCCCUCACAGUAACAGUCGUCCCGGAGACUCCCACCCAAGAAUCUUCUUCCCCCGCCGAGGAAGGGGACGAAAAGCCCGAAACGCCCACCCAGACCCUCUACGCUGCUGUGUCUGCGUGCUCGAAUCUGCACCCGGAUCCGGUUGAGCCCGGUGAUGAGGACGAGGAUGAUUAUGAAGGAGAGGAAGGUGCGUUUCAAUCUGGGUUAGUGUCGAUGGGCAGUGCGGAGGGCGGGUUGCCGCCGCCGGUCGAAGGGAGUUCGGGAUGGAUUACGGCGGAGAAUAUGCAUGAAUUUUUUGAUGAGGAGGGAAAUUGGAUUGCUGGUGGUGAGGAGCCGACGUUGCCUUUGGGGCCGGGGGCUGGGACAGUGAGGCAGAGGGAGGAGGAUGAGGGGGCGGUUGAUGGGCAGGAGGGUGUUAAUGGGGAUGGAAAUGGAGGGGAGGAGACGAAGUGGAGGAGGACAGACUAG
Molecule: messenger RNA, 915 nt
Organism: Aspergillus welwitschiae
Lineage: Eukaryota; Fungi; Ascomycota; Eurotiomycetes; Eurotiales; Aspergillaceae
Product: Voldacs domain-containing protein
Exons: 2
Coding region: 1-915 (304 amino acids)
Biological process (GO): mRNA cis splicing, via spliceosome
Cellular component (GO): cytosol; spliceosomal complex
Source: RefSeq, a predicted model, not a curated record